AUGCCGUGGCCCCUGCUGCUGGCCCUGCUGCUAUUGCUGGCCGUGAGUGGAGCCCAGACAACUCGGCCAUGCUUCCCUGGCUGCCAGUGUGAGGUGGAGACCUUUGGCCUCUUCGACAGCUUCAGCCUGACUCAAGUGGAUUGCAGCGGCCUGGGGCCCCACAUCAUGCCUGUGCCCAUCCCUCUGGACACAGCCCACCUGGACCUGUCCUCCAACAGGCUGGAGACAGUGAACGAGUCGGUGUUGGCAGGGCCUGGCUAUACUACGCUGGCUGGUCUGGAUCUCAGCCACAACCUGCUCACCAGCAUCUCGCCCACCGCCUUCUCCCGCCUUCGCUACCUGGAGUCACUCGACCUCAGCCACAAUGGCCUGGCAGCCCUGCCGGCAGAGAGUUUCACCAGCUCACCCCUGAGUGACGUGAACCUCAGCCACAACCGGCUCCGAGAAGUCUCCGUGUCCACCUUCAGUACCCACAGCCAGGGCCGGGCACUGCACGUGGACCUCUCCCACAACCUCAUCCACCGCCUCGUGCCGCACCCAGCACGGGCCAGCCUGCCCCCACCCGCCAUUCAGAGCCUGAACCUGGCCUGGAACCGGCUCCGCGCAGUGCCCAACCUCCAAGACUUGCCCCUGCGCUAUCUGAGCCUUGACGGGAACCCUCUGGCUGCCAUCGGCCCAGGUUCCUUCACAGGGCUGGCGGGCCUCACACACCUGUCACUGGCCAGCCUGCGCAGUAUCCCCCAGCUGGCGCAUAAUGGCUUCAGUGAGCUACCAGGCCUGCAGGUCCUAGACCUGUCAGGCAACCCCAAGCUCAAGUGGGCAGGAGCUGAGGUGUUCUCAGGCCUGGGCUCCCUGCAGGAGCUGGACUUAUCAGGCACAGGAUUGGUGGCCCUGCCUGAGAUCCUGCUCCUCCACCUCCCAGCACUACAGAGCGUCAGCGUGGGCCAGGAUGUGCACUGCCGGCGCCUGGUACGGGAGGGGGCCUACCCCCGGCAGCCUGGCUCCAGCCCCAAGGUGGCUCUGCACUGCAUAGACACCCGAGAAUCUGCUGCCAGGGGCCCUGACAUCUUGUGACGAAUGGUAUGGCCUGGGGCCACUUAACAGACUGCUGCCCUGGGCUUACUCAGGUCCCAAGUAACUUAUAUUUUAAUGUGCCAAUGCCAGUGGGGAAUCUGCCGGCCUGUGCAGCAGCAUCACUGUAGGGGCUGUGGACCUAGGAGAGGCUUUGGAGCUGGGACCAACACCCAGGAGCAAAGUCUUGCCUCUUUGUCUGUGUUGCCACCCUGAAGCAUGAGCGGAAGGACUUCAAUGCCAACCAGACUCUGCUCCUUUCCUGCUGCCCUUCCCCACUUGUACCCUAAGUGCCUUCCCUCAUGCCUGGGCUGACCUGAGCCAUGACAGGAGGAGGGUGGGCAGGAGCUACUGCUGCAGGGCAGAGUUCAGGUCCACUGGGCUGAGUGUCUCCUGGGCCCAUGGUCCAGUCACUCAGGGGCAUGAGUUCCUUUACAACAUAGCCCCUUGUAUGCUCUGGGCCCACUUCAUCUUCAUGGGCCCAUUUCACCCUUUUCUCUUUCCCUGGAACCCUGGGGAGAACCCUAGUUAUAGAGGCAACUGGAAAGAAAAAUUGUCUACCCUUCUCAUGUGACAGAUGGAAAAAUGAGGCCUAGAGAAGGAAAAAUGCUAAUCUGAGGCCCUACAGGGGUGGGGACAUGGCUGGAACACAGACUCCUGCCUCCCAGCCUGGGCCCUUUGCACUUUCCAGCCUUCUCUGAGGCAUCCCCUCCCUUUCCCCUUCCUGGGCUCCCUCUUGCUGUUUGCACCUUUUCCAUCCCCAGGGCCAGCAGCAGCAGGACAGCCAGGGGCCUCGGAGGUGGAACCCUGGGCCAGUGACCAGCUGUGUGGCAUAAGCUAAAUCAGUUCACCUUUCAGAGUCUCUGGAAGCUCAGGGCACACUAAUCCCAGCCCUGCCAGUUUCUCACUCUGGGGUGAGGUCCCAUAGCAUCAAGACUGGAAAUGUUCCCACUUCCCCUCAGACACUGCCUCUAGAUGCUUCCCAAGGAGUUGAUGUGGUUCUGAAGCCCCAUCUGGCCAUGAGCUCCAAGGGGCCUCCUGGAUUCAGUCCCCAGUGGGCCUGAGCACUCCCAGAAAUGCAGCGGAAGGAGGCAGAGUCUUCCCAACCCAUGUUGGGCUCUGCCCCCAGGGUGGCAUCUCAGCUUCCCAGCCCUGGGCUCUUUCCUUAGUCUUCAUUUUAUAAAAGUUGCCUUUUUAAUGGACUGUCACUUUCAAUCCCCACCCCCACCCCUGCUGGCAGGGGAUGGAAACAUGUCAUUUAUAAAAGAAGAUAAAAGUUGCCUUUGUUCACUUUUGUAAUAUUGUGUCCUGGGCGUGUGCUGGGGGUGUUGGGCAGAAGCCAGCCGUCAGUGCCUAUGUGGACAUGAGGGGCUGGUUCCAGAGACGCCCACCGGGCAAUGAGAGUUCUGGCUUCCCCCCACCAGCCCAACCCAGCACCUGA
Messenger RNA from Cynocephalus volans (Philippine flying lemur), 2512 nucleotides. RefSeq names its product tsukushi, small leucine rich proteoglycan (gene TSKU). The transcript has a single exon. Gene Ontology annotation, molecular function: protein binding. NCBI's taxonomy places the organism in Eukaryota, Metazoa, Chordata, Mammalia, Dermoptera, Cynocephalidae. Bases 1 to 1074 code for a protein of 357 amino acids. The record is from RefSeq and is a predicted model, not a curated record.